Otolemur garnettii (small-eared galago) is the source of this 816-nucleotide messenger RNA. It is a transcript of the gene ICAM4, whose product is annotated as intercellular adhesion molecule 4 (Landsteiner-Wiener blood group). The transcript is spliced from 3 exons. Gene Ontology annotation, biological process: cell adhesion. The record is from RefSeq and is a predicted model, not a curated record. NCBI's taxonomy places the organism in Eukaryota, Metazoa, Chordata, Mammalia, Primates, Galagidae. Bases 1 to 816 code for a protein of 271 amino acids. Gene Ontology annotation, molecular function: integrin binding.
AUGGGAUCUCUGUUCCCCCUGUCGCUGUUGCUCUUGUUGGCAACUGCAUACUGGAGAAGUGCGAGUGUACUAGGGCGCCCGGCUAAGCAGGAACAAAGCCCCAAGGACAACCCUCCUGCACCCUCCAGGACCUCAGCGCCAUUCUGGGUGCGAAUAAGCCCGGAGUCCGUGGCGGUGCAGCCGGGGGGCUCAGUGUGGUUCAACUGCAGCAGUAGCUGUCCCCUGCCACAGAAUUCCAGUCUCUACACCCAGCUGCGGCGGGGAAAGACUUUCAGUGGACCGGCUUGGGUAUCUUACCAGCUACUCGACGUGAGGACCUGGAGCUCCGAUGUGCGCUGCUUCGUCACCUGCUCAGGAGAAACGCGCGGGGCCACCGCCAGGAUAACCACCUACAGAGCACCGCACAGCGUGACUAUGGAGCCUCCGGUCUUAGAGAAUGGCAAGUAUACUCUGCGCUGUCACGUGACACGCGUGUUCCCUGUGGGUUUCUUGGUGGUGACCCUGAGGUGCGGCCUCCGGGCCAUCUAUUCUGAAAGCCUGGAGCGCUUCACUCGUCUGGAUCCAGCCAAUGUGACGCUGAUCCACACAUUUCCCGCUGGACCCCGCGACUUCGGGCAGCCGGUGACCUGCCUCGCUUGCCUCAAUCUUGACGGCCUCGUGGUGUGCAGCAGCUCAGCACCCAUUACGUUGACGCUCGCUUGGAGCUCCGCAUCCAAAGCGUUGGCCUCCACUUCCUCCGCAGCCCUUGUGGGGAUCCUUCUCAUCGUGGCGGCUGCCUACCUGCGCAAGCGCCUGGUGAUGUGGUCUCGGGCGUAG